AUGGUAUGUCGACGGAACUCAAAAUGCGCAUUAUGUAAUUCAUUAUUAGAUUUGUAUUAAAUUCAGUAGAAAUCUGUUUUAUUUUAGAUGUAAUUUUGGUAUAAUCUAGGUUGCUUUUGUAUCUGUAGAACAACGAAAUGUGGUUAAUAUAAAAGGUAGGAACUAUAAUUUGUUACAAGAUUGGUGCAGUCGAGUAGGAUUCACAGUAGGACCAAAACAGUGACAGAUGGCGUGCUAGAAACGUACGUAGAAAUGACAAAAGUUUAAGGUUUUUCCUACAUUCAAAUCUCUCCGGACUACAUCGACAUAUACCUCACAUAAAAACAAAACAAGCCAAGAUACUUUAAAAAAAUAAGCUACUGCUAUGGACGCCAUGCAGAGGAGAGUUAUUCAGGAGGACAUGGUUCAGUACAAACUCUUCUUGAUCCAGCCAGACGGUUCAACUUCACAGCAGACUGAGGAACAUCUCACACAUCUGGUAGAGGAGAUUUUGGCAAAGGUUGCUCCACUCCUGAUAGAAUACAUCUGGCAGCAUCAGUCAUUCAACCUCAAGUAUAAUCCUGAGAAAGGUGGUGCCCCUGCUCACAUUGGAGGUAGCACUCAGUUUGGGGAUAAUGUUGAGGACGAAUGGUUUGUUGUUUACCUCCUGCAGCAAAUUACAGAGGCUUUCCCAGAACUUGCAGCCAGAGUUGAGGACAAUGACGGAGAGUUUCUUCUGAUUGAAGCAGCAGAUUAUCUUCCCAAGUGGCUGAAUCCAGACACCAGUGAAAACAGGGUCUUCCUCUAUAGGGGAGAGUUACAUAUUCUGCCCUGUCCCUCAAAAUCCAGUCCAGUGGGGGUCUCAAGAGAUGAAGUACCAACUGAGGCACAAGCUGCAGCACUGCUCUCCACCCACCCAGAGGCGUGUCAGGCAAGCCCCAAGAUUUGUUCAGCCCUGAAGAAGCGUUUCGAGGGGUACCCAGAGAAGAUCAAAGCUGGCCUCCAUCGUGCUCAUUGCUUCAUACCUUCAGGUAUCGCCAUGGUGUUAGCACAACGACCAGACCUGGUCGCUCCUGCAGUGUCGGCCUUCUACCUGCGGGAUCCAGUAGAUCUGCAGGCGUGUCGAAGCUUCACCACCUUUCCUCCUGACACAAGAGUCCUCACCUCGGUGACAUUCACCCGUUGCCUGUACGCGCAGCUGCAGCAGCAACGGUUCACCCCCGACCGGAGGAGCGGCUUCACCCUGACUCCUGACGCUCAUCCCCAAUACAAAGCACAGGAGCUGGGCAUGAAACUGGCCCAUGGCUUUGAGAUCCUGUGCUCUAAGUGCAGGCUGCCAUCAUCAGAGCCUGAUGCCCCCAUCAGUUGUAACCCCCAGUGGAAAGGCUUCAUGGACAGUCUGAAAAGGAACGGCUUCUUCCGGGAAGAACUGGAAGGUUCGGCUCAUUACAGAGAACUGACGAGAUCUGCGGAAAACUUCUUCAAACUGUCUGUCUCCUCAGAAUCAAGUGCUUUGUCCGCGGGUGAGGAGGUUCUCCAGCUGCUGCAGACCUGCAGUCCUUCAAACUUGGAGGAGCUGAAGAAACAAGAGUCACAGCUCCCCCAAGAGGACAGUGACAGCUGGCUGGAUAUCACAACUCAGGAUUUGGAGCGUAUGUUGCAAGAGAGGAGCGGGGGCAGAGCUGAUGUUGGCAGCCGAAACUCCAGCUCGACCAAACAGACACAGCAUGUCGAGGGUGCAGAGGAGAGGAGACGGGAGAUGGAGGAUGACAAGGAGAAAGAGGAGGCCGGGUACAGUCUGGUAGCAGUCAGUCAGGGGAUGAAGAACUUCCUCAGCGCCAUGUCGUCGCAUGAGGGUGCAGAACUGCCCUGGAGCAGUUCAACUCAGCCUUUUAGUUUCGAGCCUGACUCCAUGGCCAAUGCACUGGACAGACUUCUAGGAAGCACAGAAGAAGAGCUGGAUUCAGAUGAUCUAGAUGAUGACGAUGAUGAUGAUGAUGAUGGCGAGGAUGAAGAAGAGAUGGAGGAAGAGAAAGAAGUGGGCUCCUCUGGUCACGCAGAGAUGAACGGGGCAGACAGUUUGGACGGUCUCAGAAGAUACAUGGACCAAAUGGAUGAGGAGCUGAUGAGCACUAAUAUAGGACAAAGCUUCAAUCUGACGAAUAACAACAAGGCAGGCUUGGACAAUGGCUCCCCUCAUCCCUCUGCCACGAACAGUUUCCCGAGGGAUGGAGGGAUGGAAGAGACGGAGGAGGAGAUCCAGCCUCUAGACGUCGAUCUCAAUCUGGUCACAAACCUGCUGCAGUCCCUGAGCUGCCAGGCCGGGCUGGCCGGACCGGCUUCUAACCUGCUGCAGAGUCUGGGUAUUCACCUACCACCCAACUCUGACACCUCGUAAAGGACAGGAAACGGUGUCAGUCACUGAAACAUGCAGCGAGGAUCAGCAUUUACAGUUGACGAGGCGACUCUUAAAACUGUUUGGCAAAGCACCGCUGGAUGUCGGAGAUGUCCUGUGGAGCUUUUAUUGAAAACAAACACAGUUUUGUUUACAUUUAGUGUUUCUCACUGAAACUUAUUGUGCGCUCUGUAAGACUGUAUUCUUUCUUUCCUACAUCAUGAAACAUUAGCAAACAUCUUUUGGAUUGGACAUGCAGUAUUUGUAGUUUACAGUUAAUAUUAAAUACACACAAACACAAUGUGUCAUGCAUUAGCACACGAUACAUUAAUCAAAAAUACACGACUCGCCAAAUUAGCAUAGUGAAAUUAUGUACAGGGUUUUACAAUAUGUUUUUCUUUUUGGUCCAUAUUGGUGUGCAAAUUGUGGUAAAAAUGUUUUUAAUAUAGCAUGUUCCCAUCAAUGAUGUGUGAUGGGAACAUGUUUAUGGCAGCGUAGAAAGGAAUGCAUUCAUCUUCAGUUAUGCUUGCAGUGUAAAUACAGAUUGUUUUAUUCAUGUUCCUUAAUCAGACAAACGUAUUCUCUGAUCAUCUUGAUCUGAAUUUGAAUUUGGUUGAAAAGUAAUUUGGAAAAAGCACAUUUGAGGAAGGAUGACGCAGAACUCCUACUGCAGAUGCAUAACAGAAAAAGUCUUCUAAGCAAGUUAUUAUGUUGCAUGUUGGUUUACAGCUGAUGAAAUGUUGUUGGUGUGAUUUUUAAGCACUUUUGGUUUGGUAGAAACAGAAUAAAUAUUUUUGGAAAUGAAUUCUUAUUUCAGUUUAUUCAAUAUAAAAUAUUUACCUAAUGUACAUAUUUAAUUGUAAUACAUACUUCGAUGAAGCUGAAUAAAUAAUAACCUAUUAUUAAAUUAGGACAUCAUUUAGCUUCUGGUAAUAACUUAAUGUAGACUCAAAGAGAUAUGUGUCAACACUAUUAAUCUCCUUGCUCAUCGCGAUCCCUUAUCUAAGAAACUUUAGCAGUCAGAUUCAUUCAAGAGCAUCAAACAAACCUCGGGUUAAAAAUUGAUUUUAGUCAAGGAUCUGAGUUUAAAUAUUUUUAACACCGUUAAGUGAAAGCAAUAAAACAUGUUGUGUUCACAUUCCUCAUCUGAAAAAGCUGUCGGAAUCAUUCAAGGACAAACAUGGUAGUUUAAAUCUGUCAAUUUUAUAAAUACUGUUAAAUAAAUAAUUUCACAUUUACAGUCGGGGCCCAAAAGUCUGUGUCCACUAUCAAGAACUCUGUUAUUGUUUAUCAGACGAUGAUAAAAAAAAAAGAAGCCAGAAUUCUCUUCGAAUGUCCAAAGCUUUUGCAUGAAUAAAUGAAAAAAGGUGCUUGUUAUUUUCUGCA
Molecule: messenger RNA, 3760 nt
Organism: Cottoperca gobio
Lineage: Eukaryota; Metazoa; Chordata; Actinopteri; Perciformes; Bovichtidae
Gene: ecd
Product: ecdysoneless homolog (Drosophila)
Exons: 14
Coding region: 365-2377 (670 amino acids)
Cellular component (GO): nucleus
Source: RefSeq, a predicted model, not a curated record